CAAAGUUAUGGAUGCACACGUGGAAGAAAUGUUCUCGUAUGAUUUCAACGCUAGAACAGGUCCAAACAAAUGGCCAAACUUUUGGCCAUCUUGUGGCAGCGAUACACAGUCCCCUGUAAACAUCAACAACAGCGCGAUACAGGGAGACAAGCGUUUCCAAAUAAAGUUUAAUGAUGAGUUCAGAAAAAUGACCGGAGAUCUUGUCAACAACGGUCAUGCCCCGACCUUUUACUUUGACCGAAAGAGUCGCCUCCUGUUCGGAGCCCCCGGUCUUUCAAAUGAAGUAUUCGUGUUGGACCAGCUUCAUUUCCACUUCGGUGAUCGGUUUGAAACAGGUUCCGAGCAUGCCAUUGACGGUAUCAAAUUUCCGGUAGAGAUUCAUUUUGCCCAUUACAACAGGAAAUAUGGAAAUUUCAACAACGCAACUAGUCAGCCUGAUGGAGUGGUAGUCGUGGGGGUAUUUAUGCAGGUGGGCAUGGGACCCCCAGGGGAGCUAGACAGAUUUAUCCAGCAACACAUGGCAGACGUCAGAGUGCCCGACAUGAAGGGGGUGCGAGGCUCUCUGAACCCCAGUAUAAUGAUGCCGAUCAAUCGGUCAUUUUAUACGUACGUGGGAUCUCUGACAACACCGCCAUGUAGUGAUCGGGUCCGCUGGAUUCUCAUGAGGACACACAAGUCUAUAUCCCUUAGGGCUUACAACCUUCUCAGAAGUUUACGUGAUAACCAUGGCGAGCGGAUAGCCAGAUACGGAAACUGCCGACCGAUACAGAAGCUCGGCUGUCGUAUAGUGGAGUCGACCUGAAUAGCUUAGUGAAUUUGUUGAGCGCACCAUUCCAGAUACAACCUCAGAACUGAUGUAUUCUUUAAGUUGUCAAAUUACAUCUGAAUCCUAUUUGAAUUGUUUAUUAAAUAC
Messenger RNA from Mizuhopecten yessoensis (Yesso scallop), 913 nucleotides. Its product is annotated as carbonic anhydrase 7-like. The transcript has 7 exons. Gene Ontology annotation, molecular function: zinc ion binding; carbonate dehydratase activity. Gene Ontology annotation, cellular component: cytoplasm. Bases 8 to 802 code for a protein of 264 amino acids. NCBI's taxonomy places the organism in Eukaryota, Metazoa, Mollusca, Bivalvia, Pectinida, Pectinidae. The record is from RefSeq and is a predicted model, not a curated record.